Messenger RNA from Diospyros lotus (date-plum), 2710 nucleotides. RefSeq names its product receptor-like protein 56. NCBI's taxonomy places the organism in Eukaryota, Viridiplantae, Streptophyta, Magnoliopsida, Ericales, Ebenaceae. The transcript is spliced from 3 exons. The record is from RefSeq and is a predicted model, not a curated record. Bases 304 to 2616 code for a protein of 770 amino acids. Gene Ontology annotation, molecular function: protein binding.
UGCCAUCAUUCAAAAAUAUAAAAGAAUCCAUGUGCGCACGUGCACCUAGGAACAUAUAUAUAUUUAUUUGAAAUUAGUAUUGUUGAAAGCUAUAAUUUCAUCUUUCCUCUUAAUUGAAGAUUUUAAGGUUAUUUUCGUACUUUAAUUUCAAAUUUGAUUACUAAUUGAACAGGUCGAAACCAGGAAUCAAAAUUGACGAAUCUACAAGUUCUUGAUUUAUCUGAUAAUUUCAUAACCAACAUCAUAUGGUCUUCUCUAAAAGAAUUUUCUUCAUUGAAAGUAUUGGAUUUGUCUUGGAACUACAUGAAUGAAAGUAUUUCUAUUCAAGACUUAGCAAACGUGAGCCACUUGGAAGAAUUAUACUUGGAGGGUGCUACCCUACCUAAUGAUUUUCUUUCAAAUAUUGGUGCCCUGACAUCACUUCAAGUUUUGUCAUUGACUUGGUCAGGACUUAUUGGGACCCUGCCCUCUCAUCAAGGUUUGUGUGAAUUGAAGACUCUUCAAGAGAUUGACUUGAGCUCUAAUGGACUAGUGGGUCAAUUGCCUUCGUGCUUGAGAAACUUGACAUCUCUUAGAUUUCUGGAUAUCUCUAACAACCAGUUUAUUGGGAACAUUACGAUGUCUCCUCUUACCAGUAUCAUAUCCUUAGAAUAUCUUAUACUUUCAAAUAACAAAUUUCUAGUCCCAAUCUCAUUCAAGUCAUAUUACAACCUCUCCAAACUUAUGGUCCUGGAAAGUGUCAACAACAUUCUUUUGAAAGAAGAGGACAUUCUUGGCUCAGCCCCAAGUUUCCAAUUGGUUCGAAUCCAUCUUUCUAGUUCUCAACAUGGGAGAAACACUUUGAUGUCUCUGCCCAAAUUUUUCUACUAUCAAAAUCAACUCAAAAUGGUUAAGCUCUCUGGAUUUGAUUUUGGAGGAACAUUCCCAAGGUGGUUGUUGGAGAAUAAUACUAGACUACUAACACUUACCCUAACAAAGAAUUUAAUUUCUAAACCUUUCCAAUUGCCCUCAUCUCCAAUGACAGAACUUGUAACAUUAGAUAUCUCCAACAAUAAUUUUUGUGGUGCCAUCCCAUACAAGAUUGGUAGUUCUUUCCCCAAGUUAAAAUUGCUAAACAUGUCUAGAAAUAACUUUGAAGGCAUGAUUCCAUCUUCAUUAGGUGACAUAACCUCUCUAUCUAUUCUAGACUUGUCAAAUAAUCAAUUAUUCAGUAAAAUUCCUGUACAUUUGGUAAUGGGUUGUAGCUUUUUGGAAGUGCUAAAACUAUCAAGCAACAACUUGACAGGCCCUAUACUACCCCCUCAAAAUAACUUGCCAAACUUAUGGUUGUUACUUUUGGAUGAUAAUAAGUUCACAGAAAUCCCACACUACUUAUCCAACAGUAGUGGCUUGCAAAUGUUGAAUCUUAGCCAUAAUCAUCUUGGAGGUAUGUUUCCUGUUGAGUUUUGUCAAUUUGAUGGACUACAACUAUUGGAUCUUUCUGACAACAAUUUCACUGGGACAAUACCAUCUUGCUUCAAUGUGGAAAACCUAGAGCAAAUUCAUCUAUCCAAUAAUAUGCUAAAUGGACCAUUUCCUGAGGUGUUUCAUCGAUUAAUAAACAACUUAAAAAUAAUAGAACUUUCAAAUAACCAUUUUAAUGGCAGCAUUCCAAAUUGGAUCAACAGUCUUUCAUGGUUAAGAAUUCUUAUCUUGAAAAAUAACCACUUUGAAAAUAAUAUCCCAUAUCAAAUUUGUCACUUGUCUAGAUUAACCUUGAUUGAUCUUUCUUCCAAUAAGUUUUCGGGCAACAUUCCUAGUUGCUUCAAUAAUAUCCCAUUUGAUACAGAAAAUGAAUUAGAAGUGUUGACUCCUUCAAUUAUUCUAAUUGUGGAAGCACCCUUGAAGUCUAACCUAAAGAUUUAUAGUCAUCGUGGCUACUCAAUGCUUGGUAUCACAGACGACAUCUUUCCCGCAAAUCAAACAUUUUUCUCAUUACAAGUGGAGUUCACAACCAAAGGAAUGGCCUUGCUCUUCACAGGAGAGCCUUUGUUACUUUUUUCAGCAAUUGAUCUAUCCAACAACAAAUUAGUUGGCCACAUACCACUUGAAAUUGGCAACCUUGGCAAAAUCAAAGCACUGAACCUUUCCUACAACAACCUGAUUGGAGGAAUCCCCACAACAUUUUCCAAGUUACAGAAUAUAGAGAGUUUGGAUCUUUCUCACAAUAACUUAAAUGGGAAUAUCCCCUUUCAGCUUACUGAUCUAUACUCACUGGUGACGUUCAAUGUGUCGUACAACAACUUUAGUGGAAUGAUACCUCAAGCAACAAACCAAUUUGGAACUUUCGACUCAACUAGCUAUAUUGAGAAUCCAUUUCUUUGUGGAGAACCAUUACCAAAUAAUUGCAUUGAUUCACCUCCAUUAGUUCCUUCAGCCAAUAAUAAUGCAAGUCAUGUGGUAUCAAACUUUAUCGAUAUGAACACUUUUUAUACAAGCUUUGUAGGGUCUUACAUAGCUAUUUUACUAGCUAUUGCGGUAAUUUUGUAUAUAAAUCCACAUUGGAGACGGGCAUGGUUCCAUGUUAUUGAGGUUUUCAUCAUCUCUAGCUACUACUUUGUUGUGGAUCAUAUGUAGAGAAUCAAAGUUGGUUUCCUUCGUAGAUACUAAUAAUCACCCUGGUCAAGUAAUAUUGUUGUUGUAUGUAUAUCCUCCUGGACUUCUUUGUUAA